GCGGGGCGGGGGGGGGAAGAUGGCGCCGUGCGCGCGGCUCCUGAGGCCGCCAUGUUCCGCCGGCCUCCUCCGGCUCUUCGGCCUCCCGCGGCCGGCGCUCGGUGUCCGCCCCCCUCCCCGCUGCCGGGCGGCUGUCUCGGGCCGCGGCGGGCGGCCGGAGGGGCCGCGGCCGCCCUGGCUUCUCUCCUGGUCGCGCUGCGCCAUCUCGGCGCGGGGCCUCCAUGACGACGGCCGGUCGGUCCCCCCUCAGCCAAACCCCCAUCGGGACCCUGCAGGUCACACCGAUCCCAAAUUUGACAUUGAUAUGGUUGUAUCACUCCUGAGGCAAGAAAAUGCAAAAGAUAUUUGUGUGAUCCAAGUUCCUCCAGAAAUGAAAUACACAGAUUACUUCCUAGUCGUGAGCGGAUCCUCCACCAGGCACCUGCAUGCUAUGGCCAACUACCUAGUCAAAGUGUACAAGCAGCUGAAAUGCCCAAGUGAGCCUCAUGUUCUCAUCGAAGGGAAGAGCACAGAAGACUGGCUGUGUAUCGAUUUUGGCAAAAUGGUGGUACAUCUGAUGCUCCCCCAGACUCGAGAAUUUUAUGAAUUGGAGAAGUUGUGGACGCUCCGUUCUUACGACGAUCAGUUAGCGCUGAUAGCCCCAGAGUCAUUACCGGAAGACUUCAUUCUUGAUUUUGCAGAGGAUGAUUCUGAAUAUACGGUGACGGGAGUUGACAGCAAAUAAAAGGGGAGCAUUUACUUUUUGGGAUCCUCCCACUUUUCCUUACUCUUCCCCAGGUCUUUAAGAACAUAGCAGGACUAGACUAGGAGGAAGCCCCCGACAACGGGCAGAGCCCACCUGCGAAGCAGAGGGGUGAGAAUGGGGCUCGGCUGGCCCCAAGGGAGCCUGCCUCAGCCCCAUCCACCUGAGGCAGUGGCCCUGCAGAAGGCUAAGAUGGCAGCUGAAGUACUCAGAAUGGCUGGCUAUUUCUGCUACGACUGGUGGUCUCACCUAGGAAAGGCACUCCUACACUACAAACAUCAUUUGCCUGGCCCAAUUGGACCUCAAGCAGCACCAGCUCUGCUUUACAUCAUGCCUUACAGCGGCUUGCAGGUGAAAUAAAGUUCAAUGACACCA
Molecule: messenger RNA, 1117 nt
Organism: Ornithorhynchus anatinus (platypus)
Lineage: Eukaryota; Metazoa; Chordata; Mammalia; Monotremata; Ornithorhynchidae
Gene: MALSU1
Product: mitochondrial assembly of ribosomal large subunit 1
Exons: 4
Coding region: 20-724 (234 amino acids)
Biological process (GO): negative regulation of translation; negative regulation of ribosome biogenesis
Cellular component (GO): mitochondrion
Molecular function (GO): ribosomal large subunit binding
Source: RefSeq, a predicted model, not a curated record